CCGACCCCCGGCUUCGGAGGGCGGCAGGGGGCGCGCCCCGCGUCUGUGCGCCUGCGUGGUGCUGGGCCGUCCGCGCGCGCCGCUAUGCCGGCCGGGCACGUCUCGCGGGUCCGGGCCCUGUAUCGGCGCAUCUUGCUGCUGCACCGGGCUCUGCCCCCAGACCUCAAAACCCUUGGCGACCUGUACGUGAAGGACGAAUUUAGGAGACAUAAGACCGUGGGUUCUGACGAGGCCCAGCGUUUCCUGCGGGAAUGGGAGGUGUAUGCCUCAGUGCUAUGGCAACAAACUAAUGAAAACAGACAAAAUUCAACAGAAAAAGUAUGUUUUGGAGCUGCCCUACCGGAAGAAAAACUUAAUGACUUUCGUGAUGAACAAAUUGGACAGUUGCAGGAGCUGAUGCAAGAAGCUACUAAACCCAACAGACAAUUUAGUAUUACUGAAUCUAGGAAACCAGAAUUUUAAUCUAUACAAGUAAAACUUAGCAAAGCAUUUUAAGUUCAGAACUCCUUAUUUUAACUCUCAUGUUUUUUUUUUUUUUAAUUUAUUUCUUAAGAUUUUAGGCUUUGAGAAUGCCUGUAUUAAUGAAAUAUUCUUUUACUUGGGGAUGUUAUCGACAAUGUAUAGAUCAAUAUAUGACUAGUAGACAAAACUUUGGAUUAUUGAAGUAACAGUAUUUGCUAGAUAGGAUUUGAUUUUUGGACUAAACAAGAAAGAAUGACUGUAAAAUGGACAAAAUUGUAGAAUUUUGCCAGAAGUUUAUGUAUAAAUUUAAUGCUAUUUUUGUUCAAGCAUUAGCCUCAUGGUUUUAGCAUCAGUAGAUGAGUAUAUUGUAAUAAUAACAGAUGUGGAAUUCCAACAGAGUUAUUAUUUAUGUAUUGUCACCCUGAAAUUUUCAUCAUUUCUACUUUAAUAAUGCAUGUAUGAUUAUUCUUGUAAAUAUCCUUUCUCCCUCAUUGUUUAGAUAUAAUGGAAGAUUAAAAAGAAGCUUUAAGAUUCAGUACCACACAUGGUAUAAUCUAUCGUACAAAUGGUAGUGUAAUUUUUUUUUUUUUAGUGUAAUGUUUCUACAGUGUUUAUUAAUAACAGAUGAACCCUUAAAUUAUACAAUUUGUAGUUACCUUGAGAAUCUCAUGUAUUGCCUCAUAAUUGGGGAGAUAAAAAUACUCAUAAAUUUUUUUAAUUCAUUAUGCACUGAAAUAGUCAAGUGGUAAUCCCAUGCAUAUCCUAAAAUGUUUAAUCAAAAAAAAAUAGUUAUGUAUGUCUAUUUUGAGAUUCUGAAGUGAUCAUUUUUCAGAUUAAUAAUUGAUUUAUAUUUACUCUCUUUUGCCAUAUUGGGCUUUUUCUUUGUGUAUGGCUGCCAGACUCCUCAGUCCUUUUUAGUAUCCCUCAUUGAGUCAGUUUGGAGGUUGAUGUUUGUCUUUUCUCAUUGAAAGGGAGUCAGUAAAUCCGUGAUAAUCUAGGGUCUACAUUGUAGGCCCCAGGAAUAUAAGAAAUGAAUAAAAUAAAGCUUUUGCCCUCUA
Canis lupus familiaris (dog) is the source of this 1520-nucleotide messenger RNA. It is a transcript of the gene SDHAF3, whose product is annotated as succinate dehydrogenase complex assembly factor 3. Gene Ontology annotation, cellular component: mitochondrial intermembrane space; mitochondrion. The record is from RefSeq and is a predicted model, not a curated record. NCBI's taxonomy places the organism in Eukaryota, Metazoa, Chordata, Mammalia, Carnivora, Canidae. The transcript has 2 exons. Gene Ontology annotation, biological process: mitochondrial respiratory chain complex II assembly; succinate metabolic process. The coding region runs from base 85 to 462 and encodes 125 amino acids.